Molecule: messenger RNA, 1512 nt
Organism: Rotaria sp. Silwood2
Lineage: Eukaryota; Metazoa; Rotifera; Eurotatoria; Philodinida; Philodinidae
Source: the annotation of a GenBank genome assembly
AUGAACACACCACAUUUAUUUAGUCAUUUUACUAGUUUACCUGAUGAAUUAAUGUUGAUUAUUUUUAAGAGUUUAGAUACGGUGGAUGCAUUUAGUUUUAUUAAUAUCAAUGAACGAUUCAACAACAUUUUAUAUGAUGCUGAAAUUAUCAAUCAUUUACAGUUAUUUAGAUUGUCUGAAAACAAACGUAUUGAUCCAUUAGAUGAUGAACUUAUUAAUCGAUUUUGUUCACAAAUCUUACCAGCAAUUCAUCAUAAAAUCGAAUGGCUUGAUCUUGAAUCGUCAUCAAUUGAACGUAUUCUUCUGGCAACAACUUAUGAUAAUUUAUUCGGUAUUGGUUUAUGGAAUAUGGAUGCAAUGAGAGCUUUAUAUCUUUUUUAUAGUAAACAUUCGGUAUUACAUCUGUUGAAAAAGCAAAUCUCAUCAAUUAGUAUAAAAAUCAAUGAUCCACAAAGACCAUUGAUAGAGAAUGCAGCAAAAAACAUAUUUCAAUAUGUAUUAGCUAUGUUUCCUAAUUUGUAUCGUUUAAGUUUUGAAACAUCUAUUUAUUGUGAAUAUAUGUCAUUGGAUCAUUUAGCUCAAACUAUUUGUUAUUCGAAUUUAUUACAGUUAUACGUUACUUUACAAUACUUUGAAGAUUGUUUGCAUUUACUAGAUGGUCAUUUUAAUCAACUGCAUACGUUAUACAUUAAUCUUUCAACUAUUCAUUCGGAUCAAGUAAUUUAUAAUGAAAAAAAAUUAUAUAAUUUAAAAUGUUUGUCUUUGACAUGUGAUGUAAUUACAAACAAGUAUGACGAGUUAAUUGUACCACUUAUACGUCGUAUGUCAAAUUUAGAACAACUUAGUUUAUAUCUUCAAAUUAGUCAUAACAGAACAUUUAUUGAUGGCAAUGAUUUAAGAAAGAAUAUUAUGGAUUACUUAUUACAUUUGAAAAAAUUUCGAUGCAACAUUUAUUCAUUUAUUUUUAUUGAUAAUGCAAUUGAUUUACCAUCUAAUGAAGAUGUUCAAUGUAAUCUUGGAAAUAAUCAAAUUAUUUCUUAUGUUAGUUAUUUUCCUAAGAAUAAAAUGGGCUUAUGUAAUAUAUGUUCAUAUUCAUCUUCAAAAACAAUAAAAUAUUAUUAUUACAUUACAAAUAAUUUUCCAGGUGGAUUAUUUAAAUAUGUACAACAAAUUUUAUUAUAUGAUGAAUAUCCAUUUGAACAUGAAUUUUUUAUUCGAAUUUCUGAAUCAUUUCCAAUUAUUACAUAUUUAUCUUUAACUAAUCCAACAUCACAAAAGAAAAAACAAUCACAACCAACAAAUUUACCAAUUGUUAAAUUUAAUCAUUUGAAUAAAUUAAGUUUUGAUGAUGUCCAUGAUGAUUAUAUCGAACAAUUUUUAUUUGAUACAAAAACAUAUUUACCCAAUAAGGUAUUACUUGGUAUAGAACUUGUUCAAUUGCAAAUAGUAACGAACAAUUUUACAAGAUUAGAAACACGAAAUAAUUGUGCAAAAUUAGGUUAUCAAUAUUAA